Aplysia californica (California sea hare) is the source of this 796-nucleotide messenger RNA. RefSeq lists its product as uncharacterized. The transcript is spliced from 3 exons. The coding region runs from base 350 to 796 and encodes 148 amino acids. NCBI's taxonomy places the organism in Eukaryota, Metazoa, Mollusca, Gastropoda, Aplysiida, Aplysiidae. The record is from RefSeq and is a predicted model, not a curated record.
ACAUAAACAUAAAAUUACCCUAAUAAUAAGUAAAUAAAUGCUUUUUAUUUUCCUGACUAACUAAAUCUUUUGGCAGAGUACUCAUAAGACAUUGCUUUUGAAAAGAAUUCCAGGUGUUCCCUAUCGCACUGGUAUAUGGCGCUUAAAUGACCAAAAUUGUGUCGAUAGUGCCGUAAAACAUCUACUCAAUCAAAGCACUGGUAUAGACUAGGCUUUGAAUAAUCUAAUACCUGCUGUACGUUAAUUAAGCGCUCUGAUUUAAACGUCAUUAGUUUGAAUAUUUCGUUAAGCUUUUGCAGGGAGAGGGGCUGGAUGAAGAUUCACCUCCGCUGAAAGUAAAAGUGACACGAUGGCGUCUACUACACUUUGGAUUCUGCUGUUUUUGCUCGCUGUAAAGGCAGAGCAGAUAUGUGUGAGGUGGACACUGUACAAGUGUGAGCGCCCAUGGUGUGAAGCAGGCACUUUUUCCAAGGAGAAAUAUGGGUACUUGGCCAUGCCAAAAGGUCACGAGGAAGUAACGGCGUUCCAGGAAGGGUUAGCAAGUCUGAAUCUACAUUUCAGAUGCCACAGAUGUGCAUUUCUGAACUUGAUCAAGCAUGGAAGCCAGUGUGUCGACGGAAUGUCGUUGUCACCAAUCAAAGAAUCGAACUGUUACACUGUCUUGAAGACGCAGAAUGAAAACCGUGGAGGCGGGAAAAUUUGUAAAAACAACGGUCAGAAUCAAAAGGUCAUUCCCAUCGAAUGUGACGACAAAAAAUAUUUUUUCUGCCAGACGAAAGGUAAGAAGUUUCACUGA